AUCUUUUCUGGCUCGGUAGGAGGAUGUUUCGGUCCAAAGAACGAGCAGAACCGAGACCCUGCGACACCCAUUGCAACAUCAUGGGCUGCAGUUAGCAGAACACCUGCACGGCUGAGGGAAGAGGAGCGGGUGGAGCCGCUGUUUGCUUGGAUGUCUGCGGUGUAGAGGGCGCUAGCUGUUAGCUACCAUUAGCGGGAUAACGGCAGAAGCGUGCAGGCAGCUGGACUCCCGGGAACAGCCUGGGUCGGUACUGGAGGUCUGGUAUGCUGGUUUGGAUCGGUACCUGGAGAUACAGUUGGACUCUCUGCCGGUACCUGAAGGUCCAGUUGGACUCUCUGUCGGUACCUGGAGAUCUGGUAUACUGGUUUGUGUCGGUACCUGGCAGGCGGGUUUCAGUUUUUUUUGCAUUAAGAUGUCCUGAUUGAGCUUCUAGUUUGGGCUGAGCUCGGUUCUGGUUCUGAAUGAUUCUGUUUGUAAGUGGAAGAUGUGGGAGAGAAUAAAUGGUUCUGAUAAGUGAGUGGUUCUGAUAAACUAGAUGCGUCUUUAGUUUCCAGGUCUGACAGAGUGUGGAGCGGUUUGGGUUUGGAUCAGAACUUCCACAUUAGAACAUGAUCCUGAACCAUGGUUCUGAGUGGAGGAAAGGAUUGAGUGUUUUGGGACAAAUGGGCCGUUGGUUCUGGUUCUGAACAUCAGAGGGGUUCCUCUUCUAAGUCAAACCAAGCCACGCAUAAACAGGGUUUGGUUCUACCAGAACCUCCUGUGGAUGGACAGAGCUGUUCAUCUGGAUUUAAGAUUGACCCAUAAGCAGAUGGUCUGGUCGGAUCCGGUUGUCCUGAAUUAUUCACCUUUCUAGUAAACAUGGUGACGCUCCCAGAGUUCCAGCAGCAGAUUGUGGGUGUUUGGCUCCUUCUGAGGUUCUGAGAAACCUGAGACAAGUCUCCCCUGAUUGGCCGCUGAACCCGGCGUCUCCCCUGAUUGGCCGCUGAACCUGGCGUCUCCCCUGAUUGGCCGCUGAACCCGGCGUCUCCCCUGAUUGGCCGGACCAGAGCAAGGUCGUGUGAUGGGACUCAGUGUCUCUGGGGCGUCCUCUGAGCUGAAGCUCCUCAACUGAACACACAUCUGAGCGCCUCGCACACACACACACCUGUGAGCCGCGUUUUCUCACCUCCAGGCCAGACGCUGCUGUCCCAAGGUGCAUUGCUGCAUCGUCCACCAUGUCGGACGCCCCCGAGGCUGCGCCCGCCAGCCCCCCCCCAAUCACCAACCCGCCCCCACCUGAGGUGUCCAACCCCAACAAGCCUGGCAGGAAGACCAACCAGCUCCAGUACAUGCAGAACGUUGUGGUAAAGACUCUGUGGAAGCAUCAGUUCGCCUGGCCUUUCUACCAGCCAGUGGACGCCAUCAAGCUGUGUCUCUGGGACUACCAUAAGGUGAUCAAGAACCCCAUGGACAUGGGAACCAUCAAGAAGCGUCUGGAGAACAACUACUACUGGAGUGCCAGCGAGGCCAUGCAGGACUUCAACACCAUGUUUACCAACUGCUACAUCUACAAUAAGCCCACAGACGACAUCGUCCUGAUGGCUCAGGCCCUGGAGAAGAUCUUCCUGCAGAAAGUGGCUCAGAUGCCCCAGGAGGAGGUCGCCCUGCUUCCGCCGGCGCCCAAAGUGAAGAACAAGAGCAAGCAGCCGCCGGCCACCACAGUGAGUCAGCAGGCCGAGUCCUCCGCCUCCCCGCCUCCCUCGUACCCGUCCCCCUCCCCCACCCAGACUCCUGUCAUCUCAACCACGCCCACACCUGUACCCGCCACGCAGCCCCCGGCGGCCAUGAUGCCCUCUGCACAACCAGUCGUCAAGCAGAAGAAGGGUGUGAAGAGGAAAGCGGACACCACAACCCCGACCACGUCGGCCAUCUCCGCCGGCCGCGCCGACUCCCCGUCCGCCCAGGACGCCAAGCCGGCCAAGCUGGCCUCCUCCCGCCGAGAGGCCGCUGCCCGGCCCGCCAAGACCCGCCGCGAGACGGUGGAGGAGGGGGCGGGGGGCGAGGCGGCGCUGGGUGGGGCGGGGGCAGGCGCCAGGAAGGGCGGCAAGCUGGGGGAGCAGAUGAAGCACUGCGACGCCAUCUUGAAGGAGAUGCUGUCCAAGAAGCACGCCGCCUACGCCUGGCCCUUCUACAAGCCGGUGGACGCCGAGGCGCUGGAGCUGCACGACUAUCAUGACAUCAUCAAGCACCCCAUGGACCUCAGCACCGUCCGGAAAAAAAUGGACAAAGGAGAAUACAGCGACCCACAGAGCUUUGCCACGGACGUCAGGUUAAUGUUCUCCAACUGCUACAAGUACAACCCCCCCGACCACGAGGUGGUGGCCAUGGCCCGCAAGCUGCAGGACGUGUUCGAGAUGCGCUUUGCUAAGAUCCCAGACGAGGGCCUGGAGGUGUCGGUCCCGUCCACCACGCCGGUGGUCAGUAAAAGCACCGCCUCCUCCGACAGCAGCAACAACUCCUCCUCCGACGAAUCGUCGGACUCCGAGGAGGAGCGAGCCACCCGACUGGCCGAGCUACAGGAGCAGGUUGGUGCUGCCGACCAAUCACAGCUGAAGGCCGUGCACGAGCAGCUGGCCGUGCUGUCGCAGGCGCCUGUCAGCAAGCCAAAGAAGAAGAAAGAGAAGAAGGACAAAGAGAAGAAGAAAGACAAGGACAAAGGGAACAAAGCCAAGAUAGAAGAAGAGAAGAAACCCAAGGCUGCCGCUCAGCAACCCAAGCCAGCCAAUCAGAAGAAAGCACCAGCCAGGAAAGCCAACAGCACGGUACCGCCCACCAGGCAACCGAAGAAAGCCAACAAGACGUCAGGCGGCGGAUCGGCCAACGGCGACGACGGCGAGGAGUCGUCCCUGCCGAUGUCGUACGACGAGAAGCGGCAGCUGAGCCUGGACAUCAACCGGCUGCCGGGGGAGAAGCUGGGCCGGGUCGUCCACAUCAUCCAGUCCAGGGAGCCGUCGCUGAGGGACUCGAACCCCGACGAGAUCGAGAUCGACUUCGAGACGCUCAAACCCUCCACGCUGCGCGAGCUGGAGCGCUACGUCAAGUCCUGCCUGCAGAAGAAGCAGAGGAAGCUGCUGCAAAAGGCAGCUGGGGGCGGAGCCUCUGGGGGCGGGGCCAGUCGCCUGAGUGGCAGCUCCUCUUCCUCGUCUGAUGACAGCUCCUCGACGGGCUCCUCCUCUUCCUCCGACACAGACUGAGAACACGGUUCAGUUCACACAGACAGGACUGCUCUCACACACACACACACACACACACACACACACACGGAGACUGUAUGUAAAUAGGCCGACAUGUUUUUUAGCUCCUAGUGUUCCUGUUUUCGUUGGAGAAACACGGACAGGCCGAGGAAGAGGAGGACGAAGAGUGGAGGACACCUGGGCAUCAUCUUCCUCCUCCUCUUCCUCCAGGGUGGCCGGCAGUGACCCCUGACCUCAGAACACAUUCCAGAGUCAUCCGUCAAGCAUCAUGGGAGAUAUGGAUGGGAAGGGGGCGGGGCUACCAGAGGAAGAAGAGCAGCGAUCUGAUUGGCUGGGCAGCGGGCCGGGCCAGCAGAACCCCAUGGUUCUGAAGGACUGUUGGUGCAGCAGCGGUUCUGGGCGCGGCCAGCAGGCAGCGCCGCAGGAGAAGCUCAUCUCUCUCCAACCCUUCUGGUCCUCGGGCUCCACGGUUCUCCUGAACAGAACCAGAUCCAGUUGGUUCUCCGCCGGGCCUCUCACCAGAACCCUGUGGGUCCGGGCGCCGCCGUCGCCACGGUAACCCAACAAGGCAGAUUCCUAACACUACAUUUCCUUUUUUCUUCUGUUUGGGUUUUCCGGUCGUGUGCUGACCCGUUUGUGUCUUCUAAAGUUCUCAGUAUAUGAUGUUUUUGCCGCUGUCCGGUCCGAACUCUGAACCCUCUCCGUCCGAGUCCAGAACCGCAGGAGGCCCGGUCCCUGCCCCGGAGACUAAAGGUUCUGAUCCGACCCGAGGAGCUUCUCAAUGUUUUUUAAGGAUCAGACGGGAGGCGGUACCACCAGUUCCACCAGAAUCGGGCCUCAGCGGUCGGUUCUGGUUCUGGCGUCGGUGGCUCAUGAACCGGACUCUGGGUCGGCGCCAGGUCACAGGAAGGAGAACGCCGCCUUCUGCUGCACAUGUGACGGAACUGAUCAUGUAGAGUAACAGCCAAUCAGGAAGGAGAUGGGCAGGAGUUUCUGUGGGCCCUGAGUCUCUGAUUGGCUGAGCCCUGCAGCGCCCCCUGCAGCCCGUCUGUGUACAGUUCAGUUGGAUUUUUAUUGUUUUUAUUUUUUAAAAUAUUGAACCAAAGUUCGCAGCCUUCCUUGGCAGUGUGGUCGUCAUGGAGACGGAUCAGCAGCGGCGCCCCCACCGGACAGCCCGUUGCCACAGUAACCCUCCCCCCCCCUUUGUUUUUAGUUGAUGGUGGAGCUUCGAUGCUGAUAGUUAAUUUUUGUAUUUUAUAAGAAAAAGGAAGAAAAAAGUGAUUUUAUGUAUCUGCAUGCACUCCGGCCGUACGUUACUUCUGUAUGUUUGAGCACUGUAUAGUAGCUGUAAGUAGCUGUGUGAUAGACAGAGACCAGAACCGGGUCGGAGGAGAACCCAGCGCAGAGGAGGAACCGACUAAAACCAUCAAGUGGAUUAAUAAUUGAUGUAAUUACUCAAACAGGAUCCUUAUUUUCUGACUUCAUUUGUUUUCAUAAAUAAACACAUAAACUGA
Xiphophorus maculatus (southern platyfish) is the source of this 4747-nucleotide messenger RNA. RefSeq names its product bromodomain-containing protein 3-like. Gene Ontology annotation, cellular component: nucleus; chromatin. Gene Ontology annotation, biological process: chromatin remodeling; regulation of DNA-templated transcription. The transcript has 12 exons. The record is from RefSeq and is a predicted model, not a curated record. Lineage: Eukaryota; Metazoa; Chordata; Actinopteri; Cyprinodontiformes; Poeciliidae. The coding region runs from base 1215 to 3233 and encodes 672 amino acids.